UGCAGUGUUGCUUGUGUGCCACCUUCCACGCACAUCCUAUCAGGCGUUUCCCCCCACGACCGUCCUCUGCGGCUUGUGAAGCAGUGGGUCAAACAACGACGCUAACACUGGAGCUGUAAAAUUACCAACGGGGGCUCCCGUUUAAAGCGCCGCAGCAAGCUGACCAUCCAGCGCAGUGUGAUCACUUGCGACUUUCUCUGAAACGCCCUGCUGUUUCGGAGAAGUUGAAAUUGAUAUAUCAAAAAUUAAACCACUGCAGCCGCCGCACAUCCACCAAAAAUUACCCCAAAUCGAAGCAAAAUGGUUCAGAAUAAGAUAACCGAAGUCACAGGAUUCCACCGCUCUUUCAAGGGCCAAAAUCCCUUUGAAACAGAGGACUUCACAAAAAAUGGAUCCCAUCUUAUUGAUUCGUCUUUUAAUUUUGAUUCUUCCCCAAGACAUGACAUGCCUUCCAGCCAGCCUAUCGACAUCCCCGAUGCCAAGAAGAGAAACAAGAAGAAAAAGCGUUGCCGGGCAACUGACAGUUUCUCUGGACGAUUUGAGGAUGUCUACAGACUGCAGGAAGAGGUAUUAGGAGAGGGCGCUUAUGCCAGAGUGCAAACAUGCAUCAACCUCAUCACCAACAAAGAGUAUGCUGUAAAGAUCAUUGAGAAAAGACCAGGUCACAGCCGCAGCCGAGUCUUCCGUGAGGUUGAGAUGCUCUACCAGUGCCAGGGCCACAGCAACAUCCUGGAGCUGGUGGAAUUCUUUGAAGAGGAAGAUAAAUUCUACCUGGUGUUUGAAAAGCUUAGGGGAGGGUCAAUCUUGGCGCACAUUCACAAGAGACAGCACUUCAGUGAGCAGGAAGCCAGUGUGGUCGUGCAGGACAUUGCCAGCGCUCUGGAUUUCUUGCAUAACAAGGGAAUGGCACAUAGAGAUCUGAAACCUGAAAACAUUCUCUGUGAGAGUGCAGACAAGAUUUCUCCUGUCAAGAUCUGUGAUUUUGACUUGGGCAGUGGGAUUAAGCUGAACAGCGACAGCUCACCCAUUUCCACCCCAGAGCUCCUCACUCCCUGUGGCUCAGCAGAGUACAUGGCACCUGAGGUGGUUGAGGCUUUCAGUGAGGAGGCCACAAUUUAUGACAAGCGCUGUGACCUGUGGAGCCUUGGAGUUAUCCUCUACAUCAUGCUUAGCGGUUACCCACCUUUUGUAGGCCGCUGUGGUGGUGACUGUGGCUGGGAAUUAGGGGAGCCCUGCCACACCUGCCAGAACACUUUGUUUGAAAGUAUUCAGGAAGGAAAAUAUGAGUUUCCAGAGAAAGACUGGGCUCACAUCUCCUCAAGUGCCAAAGACCUUAUAUCCAAACUUCUGGUUCGGGAUGCCAAAAACCGCCUGAGUGCCAGCCAGGUGCUGCAGCACCCCUGGGUGCAGGGGGGUGCAUCUGACACUUUGCCAACAUCAAUCUUACAUCAAAGAACCAGCAAUGCCAGGGAUCUGACCUUCUUUGCUGGCAAAGCCAUGGCUGUGAACCGGCAGCUGGCUGAACAGGACGGCAUGGAAGAGCAGCAGCAGCAGGAAGUCCCGUUUGUUGUUACUGCUUCUGGCUCCUCUAUGCGCCUCUCUCCUCCUUCCAACUCAAAGCUGGCCAGGCGAAGGCAGCGGAGCAACCAGCCCAAAGGAGGGCCCGUCUCAGCUGCAGAACUUCGACAGCUUCUGGCCCCUCUUGUUAUUGUGGGAGACUGUGCCUGAACUCUGUCAACCCUGACCUCCUUGACCUUCCGUUAAGAUUCAAGUCCAGACUGCCAUGAGACUCUCCCUCUCCUUCUCUGGCCCCUCUCCCUGACUCUAGCUGGCCUUGGUUCCUCUGCCAUUCAGGCUUUCUUGCCUCGCUGUAAAGGGAGAUGCUGCCCGCAUCCCUUUCUUUAAAUGCCUUCUGCCCUUCUGCAGCACUUCUGAAGCACAUCAGCCCAGGGCCGGCUUAUAGCAAACACACACAAAUGUGUAUGUCAGGGUUUUGGAGGAGGGCCAGUUCAUGAUUUGGGAGAGAAAGAAAGAGAGAAGUAUUUUCUAAGUUAUUUUCUUUUCUUUCCUCCAUGAAACUCAGUUCAGAAGAAAUCCGAACACUUAUCUCUUCAAGACUAAGCUCAGACACCAAAGGACAACCUGUUGUGCUGCUCCCACUUUACAACUGGAUCCACUGUGAAUUAAGUUAUCUGGAAUGUUCUCUUUGCCUGUAUGUAUAUGCACAAAUGGCCCUUCUGCAGAUACGUACAAGCUUAUGCAAUAUGCCAAGGUGAAGGCUGUUUCUGUCUCCAGUAUGAGGGAUUCAGUACGAGGUUUGGAAGGGCUACAAGCCAAUGCUGUCCGUGCCUGGUGCGGUCCAUUAUGUGGCUGGGGACUUCAAAGAUUUUUUUUUUCCUCAAUUUAAGAUGAAUUCCUAAACACUGAGCCUCUUCUGUAAAAUGUCUGAGAUAAAACAAGCACCCAUCUAGCUUUGUGGCCAUGCACUUAAAUGCUCCUAGACAGAGCAAGGAAUGUUUGUCAGUACUCAGCCAGUAGACCCAUUCAUACCAUUGAUUUUAUGAACAUGUAUACCAAAUUACACUUCUCAGUGUUUGACACCAUCAGACAAGUCUAAUAGUAUUGAAUUUAAACUAUUGCACUUGAUUUGUGAUGGCAGGGCCACCUCAUAAUUGGACAUGUUACCUUGCUCUGAAGUAUAUAUUUGGUAUGGUGGUACAAGUUAAUUAUGUUAAUUGCUAGGCAAGCUAAACCGGGUCAGUGUUACUGUCAUUGUAAAGAUUUCAUGACAUGUCCUCUUGCCACAACCAGAAGUUGUAUUUUUCUUUUUUUUUCUUUUUUAUCAAAAAGUCAAUUUAUGCAUUAGAUUUAACCUUGAAGAUUUUGGAAGUAAAGGUUAGAACUCCUCUCAGGGGUUUGAAAAGCACAUUUUGGCCAACAUGACCUGGGUGUCAACUAUUGAAUGAAUACAUUUUUUGGACCAUCAUUUUUUUGUGUUGUUUUUGAUCAGUUACCCCUUUCUAAAAUGACAUCACGAAUAAUUCUCAUAAAAAUGAAGAGGCAGGUGUGACUUAAAAAAAGAAAAGCAUUAAAAAAGGAAAAACAUUCCACAAAAAGAAAAACAAACAAAAAAAGUCUUCCAUGGACGUGUAGCUGUAUUAAGUUUACUUUAUUUUUCAUGUUUGAAAACUCCAUGUCAAUGUGCCACACUGAUUUCUUUUUCCCCUUUUUGUAUGGCUGUUGAUAAGCUUUUAUUUUCUACAUGGUGAUUUUCAUGCAGGUGCUGUUCAGUUCAGGUGAAACACCGGAUGUUUUCCUUUAAUUUUUUUAUGUUUUGUGUUUUUAAAAGUUGAGAGUAUGUGAUGUUUGAGGCGAGAUGGAAAGUUUAGUUGACCUGGAGCGUUCAUGCCCAGCGAAGGCGAGUUUUUAAGUUUUAUUUUUUUAUGUACGAGUUGGCAAUAAUCUUUUUUUUGUUGUUCAGAUUAAGUUCAUUAAGCUCAUUUGAAACUGACAGGUAAUGGACUUGGUGAUGAGGCCUCACAACACUGUAGCCAUUUCACCAAAGAGGGUUCAAGUCACAACUUCGAACAUGUUUGAUCCAUCACCUGGCAGUGAAAGUGGGGACUUCUGAUUGUCUACAUCCUGUUGCCAGCACUGCAGCAACGGUACUCUACUAAGUGGCUCCCUUGGUGUCAAGUGACCCAUAAUGCUGAUAAUAGGACACUGUAAUAGUUCUAAAAUACUUUCUACAGAUGCAUAGUUAUGGGGUUUUAUGUCUUAUAAUAAGACUUACUUGAAUUUGUGUAUGCAGCUGUUUCUUCUCCACUUGGGAAACUACUUUGCUAUCAGUAAUGUCAAAGCAUUAAGCUGAUGAUCAAGGCAAUCCUGGGGUUUUUGAAAAUACCAAUACAGUUCAGUGUUCUGCCUUUUCUCCCUUUUGAGCAUCAAACAAGUUAGUCCCUACUUUUGGAUAGGGUUGGAUACUCAGAAGCGCACAGACUUUGGCCAUACUCUGUCAUAUCCUUAAUGGUAUUGUAGAGUUUUCUUGGUCAUGACCAUUUCUACUUUUGUCACAUGGCAGUAGCUUUUCAGACUGCCUUUUAUUUGGGGGGUGGGAUUGGGCAAAAUGAUAUCUCUAAGCCUCGCAAUUUUUAUAUUGUCAGUCAUUUUGAAGUAAGAAGUGUUAAAAAUUCAGUGAUUGAUUCAUUCAAAUGGACAGUCCAUCACCAUCAUCAUACUCCUCCCCACGAUUUGAAUGUAGCCUGCAGGCAAAAGCAUUUACAAUCCAGCAACAUUGAUCAGAUCUUUUAUAAAUAGUUUGUUUAAUGGACAUGGUGUGGGGUCAUUCUGUCCACGUCAAUACAGAUUUUUUUUAAAGAGUUGACACAUCUGUUUAACACUGUCUGAAUCACCCCACAAACCCCAUUCUGUCCAUGGGGGGAAAAUUAAAAACAUCCUUUAAAAUACAGAAAAAUAUUUUGAUUUAAAAUAAGCACUUUACUGUACCAUGUGAAUGAUUGCAGUUCACUCAAGGCAACAGUUAUGACAGUUGCAACAGAAUUUUGUAUUGUUUUUCUAAAAAAAUGCAAUAAAAUGCUUUGACCUACA
Messenger RNA from Cheilinus undulatus (humphead wrasse), 4608 nucleotides. It is a transcript of the gene mknk2b, whose product is annotated as MAPK interacting serine/threonine kinase 2b. The record is from RefSeq and is a predicted model, not a curated record. Bases 301 to 1728 code for a protein of 475 amino acids. NCBI's taxonomy places the organism in Eukaryota, Metazoa, Chordata, Actinopteri, Labriformes, Labridae. The transcript is spliced from 14 exons. Gene Ontology annotation, biological process: peptidyl-serine phosphorylation; protein autophosphorylation; intracellular signal transduction. Gene Ontology annotation, cellular component: cytoplasm; nucleus. Gene Ontology annotation, molecular function: calcium-dependent protein serine/threonine kinase activity; calmodulin binding; calcium/calmodulin-dependent protein kinase activity.